This is a messenger RNA of Trichoplax adhaerens, 1314 nucleotides long. RefSeq lists its product as uncharacterized. NCBI's taxonomy places the organism in Eukaryota, Metazoa, Placozoa, Uniplacotomia, Trichoplacea, Trichoplacidae. The transcript has 4 exons. Gene Ontology annotation, biological process: G protein-coupled receptor signaling pathway. Bases 1 to 1314 code for a protein of 437 amino acids. Gene Ontology annotation, cellular component: membrane. Gene Ontology annotation, molecular function: protein-hormone receptor activity; G protein-coupled receptor activity. The record is from RefSeq and is a predicted model, not a curated record.
AUGAUCACCAAUAUUUGUCAAGAAAGUCAAAUAUCAAUUUCUGCGCCUAAUAUUAGAACUCUACUACUAGAUAAUAAUGAUGUCAGAAUCCUCGCCAACAGGUGUUUUAAAACCUUUACAAAAUUGAAAACUUUAUCUCUAGUAGAUAAUCCAUUAGUUCAGAUCACUGCUUCUUCCUUUUAUUUAACCCCGGAACUAAAAGAAAUAACAUCCACUAGAGAAUAUCUAUGUUGCAUCGUUCCAGCUACAGUUGGAUACUGCAAGCCAUAUAUUGAACAAGAUGCAUUUACAACAUGCUCAGAUAUUUUAUCUCAUUAUUCUCUCAAGUUAUUUGUCUGGGUAAUUGGAUGUCUUGCCUUUAUUGGAAAUUUAAUGGUUAUCUACAUUCAGUUUUUUAAAGUUACUAACGAAAGUGAACCUGUUCCAAUGCUGUUGAUUACCAAUUUGGCAGUGUCAGAUCUAAUAAUGUCUAUUUACAUGCUAAUCAUCGGUAUUGCAGACAUAAUAUAUCACGAUCAUUAUGCAUAUAAUGCAGAAACUUGGCUAAGAAGUAUAACAUGUGGUAUAGCUUGCUUUUUAUGCUGUUUUGCUAGCUUAAUGUCAGUGUUAAUGAUGUUUAUUAUUAGCAUUGAUAGGUAUAUCUAUAUUGCAUUUCCUUAUUCCACUGUUAAACUAUCGCCUUACUAUGCCAAAGUUCUUAUGGUGAUUUCGUGGUUAUUUUGCUUGAUAUUUGUUUGCAUACCAACUGCAUACGGUCUGAAGACAGAUGGCAACCACAGAUUGUAUCGAUACACUAGCAUUUGCAUGGCAAGCAACGUUAAGAAUUAUUACUAUCGCUUAUGGAUUAUUGUUUACGUUUCCAUUACCUUAGUAUCCUGGCUAAUCACAUGCAGCUUAUAUGCUCAUAUGUUUAUAGCAAUUCACAAGACUGCUAAAGCUACUGUAUCUACUGCAUCUGAUAGUGAAAAGCGAAUUGCUAUUCGAUUAUUUGCGAUCAUUGUAACUGAUUUGGUAUCUUGGCUUCCUUAUUAUUUCUACACCAUUCAGCUUCUAAUCAGUCCAACAUCAUCUGGUGUUAUUGUAUUACAAUUUGCAGUCAUACUAGCAUUGCCUAUUAAUUCAGCUAUUAAUCCCUAUCUGUACACGUUAACCAGUCCCCGUAUCAUUAAAUUAAUUCAACGUCGUAUCCAUAACUACACCCAUUUAGGUAGGAUUGAACCUCGCAGCGACGACCAAACACCACUGCGUACUAGCGGCGUAAGCGAACUAAAAGAUACUUUUCCUCGUUCGAAUGGCCAGAAAUUAACUGCAUAG